UAAGCAAUAUCAUCUCUACUCACUUUAGCUUAGCAAAUUAACCUAAUACCACUUCCAGUGUUCCCCAUUGGUUCAUUCUUUCUAUAAAUGCCCGCCUUUACUUCAACCAGUUUCAGCCAUAAUCAUGAAGCCAGGAGCAGAUGAGACCGUUGAAGUUUCCAGCAGGGAUAAUACUGCAAGGCCAACACUGGGGUUGAGCAGAGGGAUCUCCAUACUUGACCUUAUUCUAAGAAUUAUAGCCGCAAUUGGUACACUAGCAAGUGCUGUUGCCAUGGGUACUACUGAGCAGACACUUCCAAUUUUCUCACAAUUCAUCUUCAGAGCCAAGUACAAUGAUCUUCCUACACUCACGUUCUUCGUGAUAGCCAACUCAAUUGUGUGCGGAUAUUUGGUUCUUUUUCUGCCAUUAUCUAUCUUCCACGUUAUCAAGACAUCAGCAAAAAUUAGUAGACUCGUCUUGCUCGUCUUCGACACGCUAUUUUAUCAAAAUAACAGAAGCCUCUCCCCUUGA
Molecule: messenger RNA, 511 nt
Organism: Pistacia vera
Lineage: Eukaryota; Viridiplantae; Streptophyta; Magnoliopsida; Sapindales; Anacardiaceae
Product: casparian strip membrane protein 3-like
Exons: 3
Coding region: 125-511 (128 amino acids)
Source: RefSeq, a predicted model, not a curated record